Sycon ciliatum is the source of this 5342-nucleotide messenger RNA. RefSeq lists its product as uncharacterized. Gene Ontology annotation, molecular function: four-way junction DNA binding. Gene Ontology annotation, biological process: DNA strand invasion; double-strand break repair via homologous recombination. The record is from RefSeq and is a predicted model, not a curated record. Gene Ontology annotation, cellular component: Rad51B-Rad51C-Rad51D-XRCC2 complex; centrosome; replication fork. The transcript has 4 exons. NCBI's taxonomy places the organism in Eukaryota, Metazoa, Porifera, Calcarea, Leucosolenida, Sycettidae. Bases 350 to 4660 code for a protein of 1436 amino acids.
UGUACAUACUGCAUAAUUAUCCAUAGCUACACGUCUGUACUGCUGUAGCCUACUUUGUAGACCGAGAAAGGGUCUCGACAAACCAUUGCUUUGUUCUACCUGAAAUCUUCCACCGUCCUUUCAUUUCAGGUACAGACCCGACUGUGACUGUGAAUGCUUCAAGCAAGUAAAGAUUAGAACGACACAUGUUAGGAGUUACCUUCUACAUCUAUAUGUAGCUGGUUAUCUGUCGAAUUGUCGAUUUUCUUGCUUUCCCUCACAUUGCAAAGGCAUGUAGAGGAAAAUGAAAGGAUGGAUUCCCUUCCAUGGGAUGUAUUUUUCAAGCAGUUGACGAAGUUUUUAGGCCAGCAUGCAGAGAUGGAAAGUGGGAUGUGAAGCGUAUGAAGAAGCAAAAAAGGAAAGGCUUUCUGAGGAUCCAGAAGCCGAGGAAAUCCUGACAACUGAUUUUGGAUUGCCGUUUCUCCACGUGCCUGAGCUGAGCAGUGACCAGCAUCUCUCCAACACCAAUUAUGGCCGAAUAGUGGAGAUAUGUGGCGAUGAGGGAACUGGCAAGACAGAAUGUUUAUUGCAUUGCGUCGUGCAGUGUAUCAUGCCUCAGACCUGGAAAGGAAGACGUCUUUCUGGUCUUGGGAAAUCUGCAGUGUGGAUUGACAAUGACUAUAGGUUCAGCAUACUGCGCCUGGCCUCACUGCUAGAGCAUAGACUACAAUCAGCUCCGCUAGAUCCCCAUGCCGCAUCUGUCAGUACGGAAGGUGAUAUUGAAAGCAUCCCGCUCCAAUGCUCUACGUCUGCUCCAUACGGACGCGAUAGUGCUGCUACCCUGUCGGUGGCAGAGCAUGCAAGCCGCUGGGGUGAACAAGCCACUUGCAGUGAUGUUGAUAAUGCCACAGAGGCUGCGUGUAAACCUAGCGUUGCUGGGCCUUCCGUGGCUGUCGCAACCUCAAGCUGUGCCCCACCCAAUUUUCCCAGCCAAGCUUCUCCUGUAAAAGUACUUCCAGGUAAAGAUGAUGAAUGGUCAGAUGUUGAUGAUGUCAAGCUCCCUUCGAGCACAGAUGAUUCAUCUGCUGAAGAUGUUGAUGAUAUGGAAAAGCCGAAGCCACUUUCAUUUCAGCCGAAGCAAGGAUACCACCAGUCAUUGAUAGGAGGUCUCAAGGUGUUUGAUGCAUCUAUACGUGCACCCCAUAACACAUCUAAAUUGUCACAGUGCAACCUAGAUGUUCCGGAUGCAACAGACGCUAACAAGUCCAUGAAACAAACUCCGAAAAAGAACAAGAGGGCAAGAUCAAGUUGUCCGGCAUCCUCAUCUGACAGCUCGGGUGUGGAAACAACUCGUGAACCAGUGAACCGGGCUAAGCGGAAACGCAACAAGAAACACCUGAGCGCUAAUGCGUCGCCAAAGCGAAUCACCACCGUCCCUGAGACAUCGCUCGAUGACAGCUGCAGCCACGACAGCAACACUGAACAAGAAAAUUCUCAGCCCAAACCUACAAAGUCCUCGCCUCUUUUCUGUGAAACCACUUCUGUUGGUGAUGAUUCAACAUGCCACACAAAGUCUAUGGCUAUCUGCCCAGCUCACACAAGUGUGGCUAACAAGACCUUUGGCAGUGUGCACAUCUCAGCGGAAGCCGCCACAGCCAGCCAUUUAAUUCAUCAUCGAACUACUGCAGCUGUCCAGAAACGUGACAUCACCAUGAUACCAGAAACAUCUCCGGAUAAUGAUAGCAGUACUGGUGACGGAAGCGCUUGCACAAAACGUCGAAAAAGCAAAACCGCCACACAAGCUAGCAUGGAGAGGGCUGCUCCCACUGUAGAUGUUAGCAGGUCAUCUAAUCCAGUGGCCAACCAGCCAUUUUCCAACCAGUGCAGUCAGGCCGACAUUCCUGACUCUAUGAUGCAGCUUUCACACACACUUGAUCGUAUCCAACCUGUAUCUUCGCCGGUGUCCAGCCAUGCAGCACACUGCAGAAGUCGAAGCAUCGUUGAAAGCCACAGCACGGCUGCUAUACCACAAGCAUCUCUUGGUGAUGAUAGUAGUCACAAUGAAAAACACUCUCCACUGCGGAGGAGGACAGCCUCUGCUGCGAUGGUACUGGAAACAGGCGCUCCUGACUCGCGGGUUCCGCUGUCGUCGAACGGCAACAUGGUAUGUUCAGGUUCUAUGCUUGGUGCAGCUGCCAAGGCGUGUUCCUCAGUGCAACCUGGAGGGCAUGCGAUGAGUGAAAAUGGUAUUGUAGCCGAUGUGCGUGAAGUCUCUCCAGUUAGCAUUGAAGGUGCGGAACAUUCAUCACUACACAAUGGAGCCGUUGCAGUUGUUAAAUCACCAACAAAUGAUGUGACGACUCGGCACCUUCCCAACAUGCGGUACAGUGUUCCCGAUUCACAUAUUGAGGAACUUGAAUCCUCCGUUUUCACGUUGGAUGGCAUCAGUCUUGAUUUGAACAGCCUGCCAUUGCCGCCUGAUCUGGAGGCGCAGUACCAGCAAGAAGUACUGGAGUGUUACCUGGACUGGGAGUGUGAUUUCAAGACUCUGCUUCAAGGAGACUUGAUUGAUGUCAGUACGGCCUUCGCUGGCUCACUUCAAAUACCUAAACCAGCUUUGCUGCACAUUUUCCUUGAGACUAGCAGAACGUUCCGGACGCUCUUGAGGAAGGAUUUGGCAGUCUCGUGUCUGCAGCAGAAUUCUGGAGACUCUGCAUAUUUAGUCCAAACCGAGCACGCGAGUGUAUCAAAUGAAAAGAUUCCAAUGGAGAAUCGAUCGCUCCACUCGGCUGAUGCAAGUGCUGCUCCUGUGCUGCAUGACCAAUCGUCGUCCAUCACUGCACCAGCACCAGCCCUGCCAGUAUUGAUGAGGGCUGCAGGAAGUGGCCCUGUGCUACAACUCAGUGAGCCAACUAUCACCGCUAGAAGUCAAAUUCCCCGGGUUCAGUUGUCACAUCGGAAUGGUGAACGUCAGCGCACUUACAAUGCUGGUCAUGUCGGUGCUGAUCCUCAGUCUAAAGAAGGUGUCGUAGCUGCAUUCAUGUCGUCCUUACUUGAGGACAGCACUGGCGCAAUGUCUGGGGGAAUAACACCUUCAAACCACUCCGACUGUACUAGUUCAUGGUACAAUGUUGCUGGCGAUCAUGUGUAUUCUGUCACAUCUGUGCUGUUCACAGUCGACGAUCUCAGUUUGGAUGCAGAUCAUCUACCAUUGCCACUUGAGCUGGAGAGUUCUUACCAGAAAGCAGUGCUGGAAGGUUACUUUGCCUGGGAGCGUGAAUUGAAGGCUUUUCUUCGCAAGGACAUCACGGAUCUGAGCCGUGGUUUCACCGGGCCAUUUGAAGUCCCUAAGCACUCCAUACUAAAGAUCUUUCUGGACAAUAGUGUAACAUCACGAAAAGCGCUGCGCCAGGGUUUAGCAGCAUCUGCACUAUGCCAUGAUCGGAGCGACGCUACACUGGGAGUCCUUGUGGCGGAUGCUGCCGAGGAUGAUAACCUACAAGCUAGAGCAAUCCGUGUGGACUUUGCAGGUGAGGAUAUAGCCCAGAAACUUCAAUCAGCCUGUGUGAGUGGUGAUGCAAGUCUGCCCAACGCACCCAACGCAGCACACAGUGAGGGUGAUACAGCUCGCAAUCCAGUUGCACGGACUCAAUUCAUGUAUAAUACCAGUGCAGAUAGGCAUGUCACUGGCACCCACAGAACCUCUGCGUUCGCUCCUACCAAGACUACUGCUGCACCAGCUGCAACAUCACCGGCAAUGCUUCCCAUGGCAUGUAGUGAGUUUGGGUCUGCCAGCAACAUGAGUGAUGGUCUUGCUUCUGUAAGAUCAACCAUAGGUGCCACAUCGGCCACCGAAAGAAGAAGGCGGCAUAUCCAAUGUCGAAAGCAUGAUGCCACUGUUACUGCUACUCUUUCAGAUAGUUGCGGAGACGAUGGUGAUACUGCAAGACACGAGGGAGCCAAGGGUCCAGAUGCAGCGGAGGCCUUGAGCGGUAUUGAUAACUCGAACGAAAUGUUUGAAUUCAGUGAUCCAGCGCGUCCCAGUGCGUCUCUCUCGGGAGUAAACACUGGUUAUGAGAUGGAUCUGUCGCUUGAGGAGCGCGAAGAGUUUGUGAUAUCUUGCCUGGCUCGUCUUUACGUCUACCACUGCCGCUCCAACCUUCAGCUGAUAGCUACUCUAGAAGACACUGUCAGGCGUCUGCUGGUCAAUGCUUUGCAAGUGAAACUCUUGCUCAUAGACAAUGUGGCCGCUUACUACUAUCACGAUAAGAAAAGCAAGGACUACUCAGAAAUAAACCGAGAUCACCGUGCUAUUUCGAAAGUGACCAGUGAAUUGGCAGACAGCCAUUCUUUGGUAGUCUUGGUUUCGAAAUCUCUACAUCUAUCCAACCACUUCUUCAGCGCUGAUGAGCGCUCACGGCGAAAGAACAAAGCCAGGACAACGUUCAAUGGCGAUCAAGUGGGUGAAUUCAUGUCUUUUUCUUGGAGGAAUAUUGUGCAUCAGCGAAUACUAGUUGAGCGCAUCAGCCCACCUGCAACAUUGCAGGACACUACCUUCGACCUUCCCGAAGCUGAAGACAAUCCUCUGACGUAUAUACGUGCUCGCCAUUUGAAUGGCAGGAUCAUCAAGAGUCCGGCGUAUGUCUUCAGAAUUUGCCAUGCUGGCAUAUUGUACUGGUGAUCUGAUCCUAGCCAUGCGUAAAGAUGCUGGUCAUCCUGUCAAGCUCACUCUCUUUCAGACUGCUGUUUUCUUGAGCUAGAUUGUCGCUUAGUGCUGGUGUGUGUAUGUGUGGGUGUGUGUGUAUGUGUGUAUGUCUGUGUGGGUGUGUUUGUACUUGAUUUUCUUAGGUCUUCUUUUUCAUUUGACUAGGUUAGGCAUGUCAGAAGCUAGGACUUAGUGCUCUUUUCUUUCGGCAUGUGCAGUAUGUUUCGUUUCCACUAUGCAGGCUAUAGUGUAGGUGGUGGGUCUUGCCUUGUAAGACUAUUAUAGUCUCUACUGGUACCCAUAGUUCUUUUUCUUAGGCUUAGACCAAGUCUAGAGUGCCAGUUCCACUCUGGCUUUGCUAUCGUGCUCUUUAUUGUGCUGCCGUCUUUUUCAAAUUCCUUUUAAAACACUUGAGUGAGGUUACAAACUUAUGAUCCAUGUUUCUACCACUCCCUUCAAAACCUUCACUCAUGUACAUUCUUUGUCACACUCAAUCAGGUUUUAUUUAAUUCUCCAUGGCAUAGGUCUCAUCGCAGCACCAAGGCUGCACGGACCUUGUUUUUAUUAAUCUUCUCUUUUUUAAAGUGAGGUCAGCAACAAUAAUAGGUUGUGUUUACAGGUUGCUUCGUGAGUACGGCAAGUCCUUUGGUUUGUCUGA